Wallemia ichthyophaga EXF-994 is the source of this 1071-nucleotide messenger RNA. Its product is annotated as Pre-mRNA-splicing factor spp2. Lineage: Eukaryota; Fungi; Basidiomycota; Wallemiomycetes; Wallemiales; Wallemiaceae. The record is from RefSeq and is a predicted model, not a curated record. Gene Ontology annotation, biological process: mRNA splicing, via spliceosome. The transcript has 2 exons. The coding region runs from base 1 to 1071 and encodes 356 amino acids. Gene Ontology annotation, cellular component: spliceosomal complex. Gene Ontology annotation, molecular function: nucleic acid binding.
AUGUCCCAAUAUAACGUAUUUGGUGGUGAUGACAGUGAAGAUGACGACAAAGUCAGCGAUCAAGCCGUAACUGGUUUUGACGGCGGUGUUCUGAAGAGCAACGACAACAAAGAGAAGCAGCAGCCUUUGGUUAUCCCCUCGCAAGCCAACAUUGAUUGGAGGGAUAAGAAGAAGGCACAGAGAUACAGGCCUAACCAAGAACAGCCAGUCGUUGUCAAUGAGAGCACAGCAACUCGUGAAAAGCUCAACGAUGGCCCUGAGCGCGUUGGAUUACAGACUGCUACAAGUACACUCAAGACGGAGGAUCCUCUUGCUGAAACAUCUGUUGAUCCAGCCCAAGAGCCAAAUGAAAGCGUAGAAGAACAGGCACUCAAAUAUUUAUUAUCAGAUGAAAAGCCUGAAAGCAAGCAAGAUGAAAUAGAAGCAAUUCCAAUGACGACAGCUCCUGGUAUAUCAGACGCAGACGCCUUCAAAGAAGAUGUUGCAGCUAGAGCUGAGGAGAGUACUAUGGAAGAGUACAGCAGAGUGCCUGUCGAACAAUUUGGCGCUGCUUUGUUGCGCGGCAUGGGCUGGAAAGAGGGUACGGCUGCUUCGAGAACGAGAUCGGGUCCGACUGAGCCUUACCUCCCUGAUAGCAGACCUUCUCUGCUUGGUAUUGGCGCGAGUACACGUCCUAACAAUGAUAAGGAUAAGAAAGAAAGCAGUAAGGACUCCAGAAUGAAAAGGCAGGCUAUGAACACAUACAGACCCUUAACGAAGCAUUCAAAGAGAUCAACCUCACCGAUUGGACCUCCUUCUAACAACAGGAGCAGAGACUAUGAUAGCCAUAAUAGGAUUCGUGAUAGACACGACGAUGGCAGAGAUAGUCGACGUUAUGAUGAUCGCAGAGAAAGUAGACGGGAUGAUAAGCGGUAUGACGAUAGACGCUACGAUGAUAGACGCUAUGAAGAUCGGAGGUAUGCAGAGCGGAAUUAUGACAGGAAAAGAGAUAGCUAUCGUGACGACCGACGCUAUGAUCGUAGACGUUAUGAAAGCGACUCAAUUGACCGAAGCUACCGUAACAAAGAUUGA